UUCAACGAAGUAAUGUAUUGUGAACACUACAGUGCUACAUCUGCAUUAGUAUACUUGUGAUAAAUUCCAUUAUGUUUUCGAUUUUUGAAAUAUUAGCUUUAACGACACUGUGCGCUAGUGUCGCUCAAAGUGAAUUAAUAGCGCCAUGCCCUCUUAACGACGAUGUCUGUUUUGAGAAGUCCGUUAACAAAGCCCUGCCUCAGUUUAUGUCUGAAAACAAAGCCCUUGGGGUCGAAUCAUGUGAUCCCUUGAAACUUGACCUAAUUGAGGGCGACAUGCCCGAUAUUAAAUUUAAGUUUUUUUCCCCAAUCACUACGGGACUCAAGCAGUGUAUUGUCAAAAAUGUGAAAAUGAACUUAGGUGCGCUUAAAGUACACAGCGAGCUUGUCUGUCCGAAUCUAGAAACAACUGGCAAAUACGAAAUCUCUGGACGUCUCAUUAAUUUACCAAUUGAGGGAAAUGGAGACUUCAAAAUCCCUGCCGGGUCAUACAAUAUCAUCCUCGAUAUGGAUUUGGAAACUGUGGUUGGAGAUGACAACAAAGCAUAUCUCUCCAUCAAAUCUUUCAAACAGAAAACCGAAGCAACAUCUCCAAUUUCCUUCGACUUCAAAACCCUUUUUAAUGGACAAAAGGAUCAGGCGGACAAUGUCCUCACAUUUGCUAACCAGAACUGGAAGCAGGUCUCCGAUCUCCUGCUGGAACCUAUAUGGUACAACAACAUGAAGAAAAUGUUUUUUAACGGCAACAAAUACUUAAUGACUGAACCCAUUGAUCAAAUGUUCAUAUCACCUUAGGUUGUUAAAGUAAAAAUACUAUACAUUUGUUACAUGUAAUAGUAUGUAACAAAUGAAUACACAUACAUUAGUAGCACAUAUAACUCAUGUAUAACUCUCGUGUUUUUUCUAGACAAAAUAUUCUUCGGCUAUGAGUCGCUAUAAUAGUAGGUACCUGGCUCUUUUGAGGUUUGAGCAUAAAGAGCUCAAUUGAAAAAUACCGUAGUUUUAUACAUAUUAUUGAUAUUUUUACUUUAAUAAUAAACUAUUUUAUAUCUAU
Molecule: messenger RNA, 1053 nt
Organism: Pieris napi
Lineage: Eukaryota; Metazoa; Arthropoda; Insecta; Lepidoptera; Pieridae
Exons: 5
Coding region: 72-794 (240 amino acids)
Source: RefSeq, a predicted model, not a curated record